Messenger RNA from Lytechinus variegatus (green sea urchin), 2862 nucleotides. RefSeq lists its product as uncharacterized. The coding region runs from base 131 to 1132 and encodes 333 amino acids. The record is from RefSeq and is a predicted model, not a curated record. NCBI's taxonomy places the organism in Eukaryota, Metazoa, Echinodermata, Echinoidea, Temnopleuroida, Toxopneustidae. The transcript is spliced from 2 exons.
AAUAACGCAUAGUCAUGUACAUCACAAUGAUAUUGUACAGUCCAAAGUUUUAUAUUUUAAGUAUUUGAACAUUGAACAUAAACAUGAUUUAUUUUAAGGAAUAAAUAUUUAUACAGGCCACCUUACAUGUAUGCUGAUAAUUCAUGCAUCCCUGAAUUUAUUCGUGCUAAAUCAUUUAUUCAUCCAUGCAAAAUCUAUUUUCUCCAAUCGAAAGUGUUCAUAUACUUUUAAGAUCAUGGCGGACAAGCAAGUCAAAGUUGCGUUGUGGGGAGUGCCUCGAACGAUGUCGACGGUGUUUACAAAAUGCAUCAGUGCCAUUGACGGGAUUGAAGUUUAUCUGGAGCUUUAUUCGUAUUCUAAAACAGCGAAUGGCGUUUUCAAAUCAGCGACCGGUCGUGACAUGCCAAAGAAACUGGAAGGGAAUGAGGCGGUAUACGCCGAAGUCGUAGAGGUGUUUAAGAAGGAAACGAAUAGCACUUUGAUACCAAAAAGAAUUUCAUGUUGUGAAAUCAAACGAGAUUUGGAGACUACGAAGAGUCGGUUCGUCUUUAUAAAGGAGAUGGCCUUUACAGAUUACAUCCUAGAGUAUCUUCCUGAAGGCUUCAAGCAUGUCUUCCUUAUUAGAGAACCAACGAAGGUCUACACGUCUUUCCGCAAAGGACUGAUGGCAUUGGGAAUGUUUAAUCUUAAUGAAGAUGAUGUCGACAUCAUACGCGACGAUAAAACACAAAUACAGCCGAUGUCGUGGUACAAGGAACAGCAUCAGUUAUGGAAAUAUGUUAAAGAAAAUAUCGACCCCACUCCCAUCAUCAUUGACGCUUACGAUCUAGCCAGGAACCCACAAGGGAUCUUGAAACGAUUCUGUGAAGCUGUUGGAUUUCCCUACAGUGAUAACCUUCUGCUGUGGUCGCCGAGUCACGAGUUCCCGGAGAACUUCGUGACGGCUGGCGAAAACCUCUUCAGGUCGUUCUCUGUGAUGUAUAAGACGGCAUUCAGCAGCACACAUUUCAUGGCGCCUUCCGAAAAGGGACCAUUACCACGUGAUCAGCUGACAGAUGACGUCAUCCAAUGUGUGGAGUAUUCCAAUCCAUUUUACCAUGAGAUGUACAAGGAAAGAAUGCAAGUAUCUUGAAAAUGCCCUGUUCCUGCUCUAUACAAAUUAAGAGAGCUAGCGCAUCUGGCAACGUUUUUUUUUCGUUUUCUUUCUUCCUUUGUUAAUUUGCAGCGUCCCCCAUGAGGAGUAUAGGUCUACACUAUCCAAAAUAUAAGAUGGUUUGAUAGAUAAUGGGAUGAUCCCCUAUAUAUAUUGCAUAAGGUGAAACCAGUUAUCCAAUGUAGGCCUACAUGGUUUCUCGUCCUACGCACUGCACUAUUUACAUGAUUUGUGUCGGCAAUUUUUGUUUAAUUGUAUGCCUAUUUUCUUUUGAUAUUUUUUGGGGGGCUAAAUGUUGCAUUUUUGGCAGGAUUAAUCGUUAAAAAAUGAAAACUGUUACCAAAAAUUACAUAAAAAAGACACUGUAUCAUGCUCUAAAAUGUGAUAACUAAAUGUGUUUUACCAUAUAUUGUUAUGCUUUCAGGUCACAUUCGCUUUUAUUUAUUUUUUUUUUUUUUUGGGGGGGGGGGUAUCAGAGUACUCCGAAACUCUUAGGUUUACUUAACAGAUCUGUUUUCUUAUUUUUGAAUCUUGUAACCGCAGAUCACCUUUAAAAAUUGAUUUUCAACAUUUCUUAAAAGGUGAUAUUCUAUUGAUUAUCAGUUAUUCAAAUGAUACAUCUUUGUAGUCUAUAAUAGUAAAUUCUUACAAUGUCUUACAUGCAGGUUGUAUGUUAAAGUACAGUUCUGUAUUUUCGCCAACAGAUGAUAUUCCAAAGUAUUAAGCGUAUAGAUAUUGAACGCUCCGGUGAACAGCAAUAAAUAAAAAAAAAACAGACGAUACUUGAAUAUGGCGAAGUGUUUUUCUUUGUAAAUUCCAAGAAUUAUAUUUGUGAAUUUAUUUUACGAAUAAUGUAUAGAAUAAUCAGCAAGGGUGAUUUUAAGAGGCGGUGGAAGGGAUCGUUUUAAUGGUCCAGGUACGGUUUAUUUUUAAUUAGUGUACUGCCAUUUCGUCCAAUUAUCAACUCGUCUUUUAUCAUUUACAUGCGUAUCCCGACACAAGCACCUGGUGCUUUCUAGUUUACGUCUUCUUCCAUGUACAUGAAUUACAUAUUGUGUGUACAUUCAUUGUCAUAUAACACUAUAUUAUUGAUUUUUCUAUUUUAUAUGAGUUGGAACCUGUGUGAUGUCAAUAGGAAGAAAAGAAAUGUUUACUUCAAUUGAGUUAAAUUUGGUAUACCAUCAAUUCGUCAACUAACCACAUGGUCUAAUUGCAUUUCGUCCACUCACCAUUUCAUCAAAUAACUAGUUGGUCCAAUAGCCAUUUUUGCCUAAUAUACCGUUCGGUCUAUUUCGAUUUGUAGUGUUAAUAGGGCGAAAUGGACGUAAACGAAAUUAAUAUUAGACCAUCUGGUAAUGAGACGAAAUGGUCGUAGACGAAAUGGUGGUAUUAGACGAAGUGAUGAUAGACGAAAUGGCAUUAGACUAUUAAAUGAAGAUAGACCAUGUAAAGAGUGGAUGAGUUGGCUGAAAACAAGGUCAGUUGAGAAACUGUUUUACAUCAUGGUUCUGACAUUAAAAACAUUUGGCAAUAUUACCAUUGAGAGGUUAUGGCUAUAUUAAUCUAAUAGUUGUAAAAGAUUGUUUUUAACAAUAGAGAAUAAGUACGUGCGACCUAAUUUUUCUAUUUCUCAUUUUUCGUCUUUUGUUUUUCAUUGUUUUGUGAAAAGGAAUUAUUACAGACCAUUAAACAACUAAAUUAGACCCUGA